AUGUCUGGGGCGGAGGUGAUUGCCGUUGUAGCUUGUGUCGCAGCUAUCGUCUCCGCCUACCGUGAUGGCAGUGAGCUCUACCGCGCCAUCAAGAAAAAAUGGGACCGUCGACACCCGAAAGAAGAGGUCUCCUCGAAUGAUCUCGAACGAUCCCUAGCCCGCGGGCAGGAUGAGAUCCUUGCACACUGGAAUGCCCACGUCUCGCGACUCGGACAACGGUACGAAGAGGGGGAUACUAUUUCUAGAGAGCAGAUGAAGGACAUUGUGAUUACGCUGCAGGGGAUGCUGUUGACGCAUCUUAGUCGGGCGGUGGACCAACGUGUGAGUCUGGAUGUUGUGGCUGUCUUGUCGGCAUCGGAUUAUGGUCGGAGUUGUACCAUCUCUGUACUUCAUGAGCUGUACCAGCGGAUCGCGCAGUCGGCGCCGGUACCGUGGCCUAUCGGUGUUGGGUCAGUGUACGCUACCGUUGAUCCAACCUCCAGUAUUGGCUAUUAUAUCCAGUUGUUGGAGCGGGGGCGCUCGUUGUCGUGGACCAGGGAGUCGAGCAGGCCGGACGGGUUUGUUGUCACGCCGCCGACAGGGUUUUUUGGGCAGCUCUCUGGGUCACCAACGGAGAUGCUUGGUUCUUCAAGACCAGGGGAACCGUGUAGCCCGCCGCAGAGGGAGAGAAAGUCUUCUGGGUUGGGAACUGCUAUAAGCUCGCUGUGGAGUCAUCGGUCGAAGCGUGGAAGUGGGAGUCGCGCCUCAAACGGGUCGUCGGUAGCAUCUACGGCGGACCUCGAGUACCUGGCUCGCUCUGGUGUGCCUGUUCCUCAAGGCUCGAACUCGAAGAUGACACUCACAGAACCAGCCACAGACAUCAAGCCUCAGCCUCAGCAAACUUCAAAAUGUAAGGAACGUCGCAGUCGUUCCGAGAAAGAAGAAAUUACUCGCAGAAUGACCCGCAAGCUGAUGAGGAACCCGUGGACAAAUGAUGGGAGGUCCGACUGUGGCACCGACUCUGAUUCUGAUAUGUCGGACGAGACGAUCUCUCCUACAGAAGAAGUGCCCUCUAAGCCAGCCAAGCCAGAGGAUCCAAACCCAGCAACGUCCGAGAUCGUGAACGAGACCCCCCUCGGGUUCCAACCAGCCGCUCCAUCAGUGAUGUCGGAUGAUACCACACACUCAACGGCCCUCACGGUCCUUCCAUCCACUCUAUCAACAGGUCAAUUCUGGCCGCCACGCAGAGAGAAUGGCUACUCCGGAUUUUGCAAAGGCGCGUGGAAACUCAGCUCCGGCCUCGGCGGCUUUAAAAUCUACUCGGAGCCUAUUGGCUACUACCUCCUCAUGUCCAAGUGGCGUUGCUAUCGCUGCUUUUUCGGCAUGCCACUGGCGCCCGGUAGCAAGCGACACGAUUUGCGCUUUGACCAGAAAAUAUACCUCCACGAGGCGACGGGGAUCCGGUACCGCUGGUCAUUCUUGGCAAAGUCUCAUCUUGCGUAUACGAGGCCCGGCGUUGCGGCCCCGACGCAUGUUCACGGCACAUUUGGGUGCAUAUUCUGUUGUGCAGAACUUGACGUAGUUGCGCCAACGCUGAAUUCGUUGGAUGAAUUCAUGGCGCAUCUUGGGGAGCAGCAUCGCAGUGUGGAUUUGGCGUUGUUGGAGCGGACCCGCUGCGUUGUGGGGAGGGACGCUUCAGCUGAGGAGGCGUUUGAUAUUAAUAUUCCUCCAGGUCGGGCGUCCACCAGUGAGUGA
Messenger RNA from Penicillium longicatenatum, 1734 nucleotides. RefSeq lists its product as uncharacterized. The coding region runs from base 1 to 1734 and encodes 577 amino acids. Lineage: Eukaryota; Fungi; Ascomycota; Eurotiomycetes; Eurotiales; Aspergillaceae. The record is from RefSeq and is a predicted model, not a curated record. The transcript has 2 exons.